Messenger RNA from Hansenula ciferrii, 597 nucleotides. RefSeq names its product phosphatidylglycerophosphatase (gene GEP4). The record is from RefSeq and is a predicted model, not a curated record. The transcript has 2 exons. The coding region runs from base 1 to 597 and encodes 198 amino acids. Gene Ontology annotation, biological process: cardiolipin biosynthetic process. Gene Ontology annotation, molecular function: phosphatidylglycerophosphatase activity. NCBI's taxonomy places the organism in Eukaryota, Fungi, Ascomycota, Saccharomycetes, Phaffomycetales, Wickerhamomycetaceae. Gene Ontology annotation, cellular component: mitochondrion.
AUGAACGUCAGUGCUACUUUGAACGUGUUCAGGCUGCUCUUUAGUCCAAGUUAUUGCAUUCCUCAUCUCACAGUGUCUUCAUUUGACAAGCUUCCUAUACCUCUAGUAUUUCCGAAUCAUAAACCAAAUAUUAGAGCCAUUGUGUUGGAUAAGGAUAACUGUUUUGCUAAAGCUCAUGAUGACAAAGAAACUUGGGCUAGACUACGUAAACAAUAUCCCGAUGCUAGUCUUUUAAUCGUUAGUAACUCUGCUGGUACAAAUGAUGAUAAACACCAUGAACAAGCAAAGAUCUUGGAGGAAAGAACUGGCGUAUCAGUACUUAGACAUACAACAAAGAAACCGGGCUGUCAUACUGAAAUUAUGGAUUAUUUCAUUCAAAAUAAGAUUGUAUCAGAUCCUGAAGAAGUCGCCGUGAUUGGAGAUCGAUUAUUUACAGAUAUCUUGAUGGCAAAUAUGAUGGGAUCAUGGGGGAUUUGGAUUAGUGAAGGUGUUAUAAGGUCUGAAAGCUUAAUUUGUAAGAUUGAACGUGGUGUUCAUUCUCAAUUAACAGGAUCUAACAAACCUUUAUUACCUCCGAUUCCUAAAAUUAAGGUAUAA